Messenger RNA from Melospiza georgiana, 297 nucleotides. It is a transcript of the gene RPS19, whose product is annotated as ribosomal protein S19. The record is from RefSeq and is a predicted model, not a curated record. Lineage: Eukaryota; Metazoa; Chordata; Aves; Passeriformes; Passerellidae. Bases 1 to 297 code for a protein of 98 amino acids. The transcript has 2 exons. Gene Ontology annotation, molecular function: structural constituent of ribosome; RNA binding. Gene Ontology annotation, cellular component: ribosome; cytosolic small ribosomal subunit. Gene Ontology annotation, biological process: translation; ribosomal small subunit assembly.
AUGUUUGUGAACCAGUUUUACACAAGGGCAGUCUCCACGGCCCAGCACCUGUACCUGUGCAGUGGGGCCGGCGUGGGCUCCAUGGCCAAGGUGUGCAGGGGCCGGCAGCACUGUGGGGUCCGGCUCAGCCACCUCAGCCGCUACUCAGGUGCCAUGGCCUGCUGGGUACUGAAGGCACUGGAGGCCCCCAAGGCAGUCGAGAAGGAGCAAGACGGGGGCUGGAAGUUAACUCCACCAAGGCAGCGGGACCUGCAUCUCAUCGCCAGGCAGGUCGCCACUGGCAGCAAGUACCACUGA